GAAGCCAAUGCAUUGGCGUUUGUCUGCACAGUGUAUCGCGUUUGUUCGUGAGACAGGUGUACAUGAAAGUUGGGGUUAAUAAUCCCAAAUAAUCUUUCUUCUAUAACGCGAUUUAACCUUUUAGACGUAUUCCAAAGGUAAUCUGAUAACAGCAAUACAUAUAUGCAUCCAUUCUUUAACUUCUAGAGGAACAUCAACCUUCAAAAGGCUCACAUCAAGGAGUUAUUUAACUUUUUACACGUCGAGGAGUUCCAACGGCGACUGGAAGUUUGGAGUUGUGUGGAGUUCUACACCACUGGGACCACUCAACGCCGCACCCCUCUGGCCAGGCGAGGAGCAAAGUGGAGCGAGUCGUUGUAGCUCAGACCAAGGAGAUAUCUCCUUGCUCAGACCUCGCACGAUCUAACUUUUUAAUGAGCGACGGGUUUUAGAAGAUUUCCGAAGUCUAGGAAGACAUCCCUCGUUUGCACAUUGGAAAUUUCUCGUUUAGAUUGUCGGGAUCGAGAUUGGACCUCUCAUCGUUUGGACCAUUCGUGUAAAAUGGUGUCUGGAUAAGAUUGAGGAAUUACAGAAUAAUGUUGCAUGACGCGAGACCCCGACCUCGGGAAGACAAUCAUCGUCUUGGAGACGUUGUCCAUGGAUCCACAAUGGAGAACCAUAAUGGGAAGCCAAGAUGGAUCGUAAGAAAACUUUUGGCAAUUGCUACAACAUUGUUGCUGUUUUCUUCAUCUGCCCGUGCCCUGGAAAAUGAUCCGUGUAAUUGGACUGGAAGUGGUCUGGAGAUAAAUGAGGGUGAAAGAACAAUACAACAACUCAACAUGAACUGCCAAAGCGGGCAUAUCUCAUGGACCUUCCCAAGAAAUGCCCUACACAUAACAUUUUCAAAUGGAAAAAACAAAGAGCACUUCCGCCUGUGUUUGAACAUCAAAAUCCGGGGUAACGGAGCGAACAUUUACCGGGAAACGCCGGGAAAGUUAAUGCCGCUUCUCCUUGACGACAGGCCGGAGUUCGAAAGGAAUACGUUUGGAAGAGAGGUGCAUGUGCACGACGUUUUAGAGAGAUUACAGUAUGAAAGAACUUCUCCUAAAGAGGAGCAUUGUUUCGCCGCAAAGGACGGUAAAGCGAUUGUUUACGUAGAAGCAGCACCGAAUCCUUUAAGCAUUAAAUAUGAAACAACUAUUGACUAUAGAAUAGAACACUUACCGCUGUUCAGGCAUCGGUUUCACCAUGUGAAAAAAGAAUGCAGAAAGUGUGAAGGCGGUGAAAUUGUUGCAGCAUUUUGCAGUAGCGACUUUGCCAUCAAGGGUCGCAUGCUGGCCGUCACCCCGGAAGAAAGCACGAGGGAGACCUACAUCAACGUUGCCGCGGGCCGGGUGUACAGACAGAAGGACCCUGUGUUCCUGCCCGGCAAGCAUAGCCGGUACUACGGCCUCAUCACAACCCCCACGAGCUGCGGGGUUAAGAAACUCGAAGGCCACUACCUCAUGACGGGUCAGAUCGUCAUGGGGAGGGCGCAACUCGGGUGCUUGGCGCACCUGUCGGUGGUCAAGAAGGUGGCUCGAGAGGUGGACGAGGCCGGUAUCAGCCCGUGCGACCUCACACCCAUCCUUGGACACAACCAUCAUAGGUAUAUCGAAUGAACACGUGUGCAACCGAUGAUACCUUCAAAUGCUGCCUUGGCCACCCUGCGUCCCACCAUGUCCAUAAACCUCCGGUAGUCGGUCAGUGCAUGUGGGCUUUGAUUCACUGACCAAGAGGUCAAUCGCCUGUCGAAUGACCUCAGAACGACAUUUUACAGGAUGCAGCUAUCACAGAUCAGCUAAUCAUUCCAUCGGCGGACUGAUUGCUUUACAAAGUGUUGUUCUGUGUUUUUGGCCAAACCCUGAUGAAGGCCAAGCACAGAUUCUUAUCAGUGGUCUGUUUAUUUUUCCUCCAUGACCUCGGCUUCGUCUUCGUGUGAUGCUUAAAACGGCAAAACAAACAAAUCAGAUCAGUAAUUGCCUCCUUGGUGUCAUGUUCAAAUUCAGAGCAAAGUUUAAACUUUGCACCUUUUCAUUCUCAUUUCUACCAGUAUCUUUGUUUAAUGCAAGCUUAAAUUCCUCAGAGGACUGUAUAAAAGCUCCAUAAAUGGAAAGAAACCAUUAAAGCGUAAUUACACUCUUGCCUGUUCUAAGUUAAAUCAAUAAAUAUUGCAAUUCAAUUUAAUGUACAAAGCAACCCCUCUUCUCUUAUGGUCUUUUUAAUGGACCUUGCUUUAUUAAAAAAAAAACACCGCUUACAACUAAUCAAACCAGACAGCGCCAUUAUAAAAAUAUCAUUUCAUACUUCCUAUAUAAGUGUUACAAACUCCAAUCUUUUAGGCCAGAAUGGUUUUUAAAGGAAUUAAUUCCGAUCGCAAUCUAGCAAGUUGAUUGUAUCCCACGAAUUUGUUGUACCCAAUCCAAUGAAACCGAUGGAUUGAGAAUAGAGAGCCAGGUCUACCAGUCAAGAUUAUGUCAAAGGGAAUUUGAAAUCUGUAAUUUAAGCAGGGAGCCAGGGCAUUGCAUUCAGGUACACAAAGAAUGGUGACCUUUCCAACCUCACAAUGAACCAGUCAACUUUGACUAUCGGCUGUGCCCCUCCGUUCUCAGUCAAUACCCCCUCCAGGAACUUGGUACCAAGAGGAGAAAAAAAAGAUGGAGAAAGGUAGAAAGAAUUAGUCCACAGGAGAGAAGGGGAAAGAGUGGGGUGGGGGGCUAUGCCGGGGAAAGAAAAGAGUUUCUUGAACCGCGUAAUUGCAUGUAACGUCUAAAGACGACUGUUUGUGUUUAAAAUUCGGUUGCUUUUCCGUUGGAGGUAGCUCCGAUGGCCGCCCUUCCGGCCUGUGUUCCUUGCGUGUUUUGGUACAUUCAUAAUUGUUUAGAUUGGCUUUAUGCGCACUACACCUCGGCAUGAAGUUAAAUAUUAAUGGAGUGGUCUUUUAAUUAGUGUAUCACAAUAUUAUGCAUCGUACAAGUUGUAUGUCCUUUCAUUUCCCGGUUAUUGAAAGUUUCCCACAAUUCAAUCGGUAAUAUUAUUAACAAGUAGGUAGAGUACAGAGACCUACUGUAAUAUACUUCUAGUUCUAGACUUUGAAAAGUUCACUGCUAAAUCACCAUUUAAAUGGAGUAUUUGAAAACAAUUAUUUUUUCAAUAUCAGAUUAAUGCUUUAGAUCAUAGUUUUAAUGGAUAUUAUUGGAUCCAGCACAUUUGUCAAAGUGGUGAUCUAACAAUUGAAUUUUUCUCACAUCAGCCAAUGAAAAUGGUAAUUCGGCAUUCUCCUUUUUGAGAGUGUACUGUCUGAAGUACUUAUUUAGAAGCUUGCAUCAUAUCACAUCCAUAUUUGUUUAUAUUGAGCAGCUUAAGUCAUAUAUCUUGUAUUUCUCCAGUUUUGAUUAAUAAAUUAUGACAAAUAAGCAUUAUUCCACACCGUUAAUUGACAGCUAUCAUGACAUUUAUGUAUCUAUAUUGUACAUCUACCAUGAACAAAGUAAUGAUUGUGUGUUUUGGAGUGUUUCAAGCCGCAUCAAAUACAUCUUUCAGUUCAUACAAUUUCUUUUCAAUUUAUUUUAUUGCUGUCGUAUCUAUUAUUGUUUGAAGUAUGAUAUAUUUCAUCAGUGUUUUUGAUUGACCAUUUUGCAUUCAAUCCUUGCCAUUUCAUUGUACCAUAUUAUGUGAAUAUUCAUGCACUUGUGUACAAAAUAUUAUAUGGAAUUUUAACAGUAUUUAUGGUUCGAUUUACAGAACUGGCAUUUUUCCUUUCCUUUAUUAUGGUAUGUAUUAGUUAUGAAGCAACCUCAAGAUAAAAAUGAUUUGUUGUUGCAUUUUUACGAGUCCAAGGGCCUUUAUACAAAGACUUGUAAUGAUAUUAACAUCAUAGCCAUAAUGGUAACUACUAUGGAAACCUUGAAUUUUGAUUGGCUGCUGAGCCGUGUAACCAUGGUAAUUACCAUAAUGGCAAAGUUGUCAUAAUCAUAAGUCCUUUGUGAAAUGGGCCCCCAAGUUAAAUUGGAUUGUAACUUUAAAAUUCAACUUUUGCAAUUUUAUCCACACUUUAUUUGCAUUGAUGUUAACUUUGUAUUUAUACAUUAUUUUCAAGACUAUUGAUUUCCUUAGUUGAAAAGUUAUCUAAUUUUGAAUGCCACCAAUGUGGAUGAAUUUCGACUCUUUCAUGUUUUGGGGGUCAGCUCGGCUGAUGUAUUUUUUGAGACAAUGGAUUCUUUUCUUUUAGAGUAUCAAUGAGUAUUCGUCAUGUAUGGGUACCUUGAGUUUAGUACAUGUAGUCAACGGAAAUUGUAAUUGGCAAACUUUAUUGAAAAAUCAUUAUCUGACAAAAAAAAAUGUUUUACUUUUUUUUAUAGAUUUUAAAAGUUGUUUUUAUAUUCAGCAAUUGUUGAGCUGCUUUUGUCUCACAAACACAUGAUACACCAGUGCAUUGAUUUCUGUCUGAAUUUAUUAGUGAUGAGCACUGCUUUCUUAUCACUUGUUAAUAUAUCCCAUCAUCUUCACAUGUAGUCCCAUUGCAUGAAUUCCCUGCAGGAUUUUUUUGGACACAUACACAUGUAACGUAAUGACAAAGUGGGUCAUGGAAUUCUGUGCAUAAAGUGUGCGACUUGGGAGUCAUCACUUGUGUGAGAAUUGUACUCAGAGGCAUAGAACUUGGAAGCACUUGUACUUUCCUGGUAUAAUAGGACCCUUGCUUAAACCAAUGUUGGGUUACAAAAGAUGCUCUUCGCUUCUCUUUUUACCCAUCUCUGUUGAUCAUAUCCCUCUGGGCUGCGAGAAGGUAAAGGAGAAAAAGAGCUUGGAGAAAAGAAAAAAAAAGUACAAAUCACUAGACAAGAUUAUGACAAUAAUUGAAGCAGCAGAGAAGAGCCUUAGGAUGGUCUUUGACGAGGGGAACCGCAAGGUCGGGACGAUAGGUUUCAAUCGAUGGCACGCUUUGUGAUCCAAACCAAAUUAUUAGAUCUCAGAAUGACUUGUCCCUUCAAGGGCUAUUCCCCCAUCCCCCUGUAGCAUCGGUGUAUCUGAGGCCUUUGUCCUCACCAUGUCAUACUCGUUUCCUAUUCUUCGCCCGUUGUUUGCAAACAAUCGCCCGGUAUAUGGAAGCCAGUCGUUGGGGUUGCCGUCAGAGGAGUUCUGCUGAUGAGUUCUUUUGUUGCGAUCUCCCCUUGAUAUAAUUAUAUUCUGUGAUUGCCUCCAUGCACUUUAAAUAUCGUAAAAUGUGGAGAUGAAUUCACUUCAUACUCACUCUGCUACAAUACAAUUCCGUGGGACAUGUUGGUAUUUCUCAAUUAGUGUUGCAAAUUCUUGCAUUUUCCUGAGAUAUAUUAGUGUUAAAAUAUGACUAUUCGCCCACCUUUUCGGAUCGACUUUGGUAUUUCUCUCAAUAAAUAGGGUACAAUGAGUAACACUUACAAAAGAUUAAAUUGGAAUGCCAAUUGAGUGGCCCUGUUACAUUCCAAAAUGUGUGUAGCAUUAUCAAAGUAUGAUAAAAAACUUGUCUUUGGUGGCGCUCAACAUUCUUUUCCUUUCAAGUUUCUCAAAUCAAAGCAAGAUUUUGAAAGAGAUUCAACUUGAAAACAAUAUCAUAUACAUGCAUGAUUAACAAAUACUUCAUUAUUUAACUCUAAAAGGACUUGGGGAUCAUGAUGCCCCCAACGAUUUACUUAGCUAUUCCAAAACGGAUAUAAUGCUGCAAAAUUAUCUUAUGUUUUCUUUGAAGUCCCAUGCAACUUUCGUUACCAAAUUUGCAACAUACAUAUAUGGCAUCAUGAUAUCACAGGACAUUAUUUGCAGAAAAUGACGUGCCAAAUUGGCCAAAUCUAUUGUAAGAUGAGAUUCAUAAAAAGGGUAAUUAUUUUUCAUUCUAAAUGGUCUGUUUAAUUAAUGGGGGGUGGGGGUGAUGUUGUUUCCUUUUAAUAUUGCAUCAAGCAUAAGCACCCAUGCAAUCUUUCCUGAAUCGGUAUCCAUCCUGAAUUGCCACUUCUUAAUAAAAUCUGCAUCAUUUUUCAAUUCAACCAAAGACAACCUGUUUCAGAAUCCAGCGCACUUGUUGUACUUAAUCAGCGUGUGGAUUGGUCUUGAUGAGCUGUUAAUGGACAAAUAAUUUCAUAUAUAUUUCCCUCUUGGAUGCUGGCAAAAUAAAAGGCACGAACCUUCAGUAAUUUGCUUCAUUUUUUGCCAAUUUGAGGAUCAACAAAAGGCCCCUGCUGCAUCCAUCGAAGCAUGGUAGGCCGUUCUCACUGCCAUCAAGAGUUUGCAUCGGUUUCACUGAGUCUCAUAUGCGAGGGUGGUAUCGGGUUGCAUAGCCCCAGCAUGAUAGAAGAUGAGAUGGUGAAGACUGGAAACAUUUAAACUUGGCCGGGUGAACAGGCCCCCGAUGGCAUCAGCCCGGUAUGAGGGACGUAACCUUGUCUCUGGUUGUUUUGUCUCACUUACGUAGUAGAGCGAUUAUCAUGGACCAAUUGUGCAGACAAUGGGAUUUCCGCUCCACUGUGUCUAUACCAGAUCAGGAUCGUAAUUGCGUCAAAAUCCACAAACGGGGGGAGAGAGCUGAGCCCUGCCAUGCUGGAUGGGCAAGGAGACUCACCCCCACGCCAGAGUGCACUUGGCGCUGUUUUAGGCCUCCCCCUAUUGUCCUCCGGUUCUGGGGGGAACCCUGAAUGAGAGGGUAGCUGGGGUCUAUCAUUGGGUUUUAUUGUGCGGCCCUAACCACCAAAGUCUCUCUCACAGUGGGACACCACAGGAUCACAAAAAUCUAUUUUAAGAAUAAUAAAAAAAAAUGUUCUUACUCUAAUUUGAAUUAUGCCAAUUGAUUUACACAAAGAGAUCCUUCCUCUCUUGUAUUUACCCCACCCCAUCACUCUUUUCUAAAUGAAGCUGUGUAUGUUAGGACUGCUAUACCGAUACUGCCAAGUUUAUUGGUUUCCAUGAAACAUCAAUAGUUCCAAAAGAACAAAACAUUGAAAUUUUUGCUCAAAAUUAUAAAUCAGUAAAGUUUGCCAAUUACAGUCAUUUCAUGCCAAGUUCUCUUCACUCUAAUGAUUAUUGCAUUGAAUUACAAGCAGGGCAAUUCCACACAAUAAUCAACCUUCCGUACAUCCGACCCCCAUUUUUCUCAAGUUUUAUUUCACUUCAUAAACUGACCAACUCAUGGUCCUUUGAGAAGAUUACAGACUGUCAAAAGAACAAGAAAUCAGAGACAGAAAAGUAUCAUGAAGGUUACACAUAUAGGGGGUUGGACGUACAUAUUUUAUGGACUUGCCCAGUAGCAAUUCCCUGAAUAUUGUAGCCAUGUCAAAUAUCAAUCACGCACUUAUGCUUUUUUAAUGCAACAAUUUACUUUUAGAUUUAACAAAAUGUGUAUGAACAGCCACUUGUUAUUCAUUGAGUGGCUUUAGGAAUUAUGUGCAUGUUGUGUAUUAUACUGUAUCAUAAACUCGCUCUAGUCUAUUUAGGCCUUUGUAAAAUUGUAUAAAAGAAAUGUUCAUCUACAUACUGCCUGUAUUUAUACCACUGCCAUUACAGUAUUCAAAUCCUUUAAAAAGGGAGAAAAAUAUCAUGUUUAAUUUUUUUUGUUACGAAUUACUCUCCGGGCACACAUUAAGUGUGAGAGAAAGUAGAUAGUAGAAUACCUGUACAUGUAAGUCCUAUUUUUCCUACAUUAAAAUACAAAUUCUGUGUUAUACCUCAUUGCAUGCCUCUAUAUUUUUUCUUUGGUCUAUGUAGAUUUUGUUUUGAGACCUCAAAAAUACUUUGGUAUCGUGAACAAUGGUAACUGCCAUUGUAGUGGUAGUAAAUAAAAAAUGUAUGAAUAGAAACUAUUUUGAUGUGUAUGUUCUAAUGUAUCUCAAGGUUAUGCCAUUUGAAAUGAUAGUUAUUUUGAUUUUGAGGUUUAUGUGUAUUUCUUUUCCUGGUUCAUAUAAUCACAGUUGCAGUUAUCAAAAUUACAGUUUUCUUAUCAAUGCAAGAGGCAAACCAAUCAGUAUUUAUUUUCAAAUUCAACUUCAUAUCAGUAAAUCUAAUUUAUGCAUUUUACGUUUUAAUGACAUGGCUUAAACUUGGGUUCUAGUAGUCAAUAUCAAUGUCAUUACAUUUCAAUUUUAUUUAAUUUACUGAGUAACACAACAGACCAACACCUCUACUACUGCCAACUUGUCAUCCUCUGAAAAUUGUUUCAAAUUACGAAUGAUUCCACUUUGCUUUUGGAUUAGUGGUGAAAGCGUUUUGAUUGAUGUGAGCCAGUACUUAAUCACUUCUUGUGCUUUUUCAUCAUCCAAAAGGCCACUUUCAUUUAUUAACAUUGAUCGAAGCGUGAAGCAUGUUUAGAGGUUCAUAAUUAGAGGAAUAGCUUGUGAUUGUGCAUUUCAAUAUUUUUUUGUGCAUCAAAAUUCAUCUUUUAGUAUUGUUAGUGGCAUGUCUAAUAAGCUAUCAUGUGUGUUUGAUAUUUAGAGGAGCGUGACUGCUGCAAAAUAGAAAUGAUUUAAACUGACCUGGUACUAUUCAGUGUAAUUGCGAAGCAUGAGAAUGCCAAAUGUCACACAGAAUUCCACGCUCUAUUCUCCUCCAAAAUGGAUACUCUCUUAAUUUCAAGGAUUUGAAAUUAAUCCAGAUUGGAUGUGAAUGUUGACCAGUCAAAUAUUGGAUUUAUUUUUAAUCUUAAGGAUUAACUUUCAAAUCUCUAAAGAUUUAAAUUCAAUUCUCAAAAUAUUUAAAUUCAAAUCUCAAAAGAUAUAAAUUCAAAUCUUUUUUCUUUAUAUUUUAAUCCAUAAGGUUUAAAUCUAAAUCCAAUCUGCACAUGUAUUCAUGUCUUACAUGGAGAGAGAGUCGCAUAUUAUUGCUGAUUAUUUUAAAUAUUGUAAUUAUAUUGCUUAGUUAUCUACAGAGUAGCCUAUCUAGGCAGAGAUAAAAUUCAUUUUCUAUAACUCUUUUUAGAUUUUGCCCUCUGUUAUUUUAAAUUUAAAUUUCACAUGUCUUGAUAUUACUGCAUUUGGAGUGUGAGCUUUUGCAGUAUUUAUACAUGUAGUUAGCAACAAAUAUAUUAUUUAGUUUUCAAGACAAGAAGGAUUGCUAAAGUAGUGUACACAACCAUGCUUUCUUCCUUUCUUAAAACAAUCUUUGAGCAGAUGCAUGGUUUGAAUUGUAGAAAAUUAAUCAAAGAUUAUAUCAGAAUGUAUUUUUUUCUUUAAAAAGAAGUGAAUUAUUAGAAUUAUCAAUUUUUCAUUUUAUUAGAGUUGUAUCUUCAGCAUCAUUUCAGGAAACAAACUUUUCACUCAAUCUUUACAAAGUUAUUUUUCAAACUUAAUGAAAGAGAUAACGUGCAUGCUAUCAUUAUUUUUAAACUGCCAUUUUUUGUUGUAUAAACAACCAUUUAAUGUGUCUUAGAAAUUGGUUUAUAACAUUUGUGUAUUUUGAAAAUAACGUUGCCUUUUAUCAUUGUAAAGUAAGCAUUUUCAACAGUUAUGUAAAUCAGUUUACUCUUAACAAAUAAAUAUGAUGAGGUAAAAGCAAAUAAUAAAUAUAUUCAAUACAUUAAUCUUA
Messenger RNA from Lytechinus variegatus (green sea urchin), 9561 nucleotides. Its product is annotated as meteorin-like protein. The coding region runs from base 576 to 1640 and encodes 354 amino acids. NCBI's taxonomy places the organism in Eukaryota, Metazoa, Echinodermata, Echinoidea, Temnopleuroida, Toxopneustidae. Gene Ontology annotation, molecular function: hormone activity. The transcript has 5 exons. The record is from RefSeq and is a predicted model, not a curated record.